AUGUCAACGCGAAACCAACCAAAUAUUGGAAGCAAAUGAAAAAUAAUUAUACUUUAAUGCUAGUACUCAAUAGUGUAACGAUUUAUAGAAAAUUUUGAUCCGUGAAUCUCGGCUGCUGCUGCUGCUCGUAUAUAUAUAAAUACACCUUAAAACGCUUUAGCUGCAAUUCCAUUUUCCACACCACCACCGCGCUUUAACUUAUUUAUUACUCCUCUCCCAAAGUUUCUCCCUUUUCGACUCCAAAGAUGAGUGAGGAAACGAAGGAGAACCAGAAGCUGCAGCGACCUGCUCCUCGUCUUAACGAGAGGAUCCUCUCUUCCUUGUCUAGACGCUCCGUUGCUGCUCAUCCCUGGCACGAUCUUGAGAUUGGCCCUGGAGCUCCACAGAUUUUCAAUGUGGUGGUUGAGAUCACAAAGGGAAGCAAGGUCAAAUAUGAACUUGACAAAAAGACUGGACUCAUCAAGGUUGAUCGUAUUCUCUACUCAUCAGUUGUUUACCCUCACAACUAUGGUUUCGUUCCUCGCACAUUAUGUGAAGACAAUGACCCUAUUGAUGUUUUAGUCAUCAUGCAGGAACCGGUGCUUCCAGGUUGUUUCCUGCGUGCUCGUGCUAUUGGAUUAAUGCCUAUGAUUGAUCAGGGUGAGAAAGAUGACAAGAUCAUUGCAGUUUGUGUUGAUGAUCCUGAGUACAAACAUUACACUGACAUCAAAGAACUCCCUCCUCACCGUCUCUCUGAGAUUCGUCGUUUCUUUGAAGACUACAAGAAGAAUGAAAACAAGGAAGUUGCUGUUAAUGAUUUCCUGCCAUCUGAGAAAGCUGUUGAUGCUAUCCAGUACUCGAUGGACCUUUAUGCUGAGUACAUUCUCCAUACCCUGCGACGUUGAAGCUUCUUCUCCUCAGAACAUUUCUGCAGCGUCUUGUUUCUGUUUCUUUCAAUGAUAUAAUGAUACAUUCUCUGCAUUUUCUUGUUGACUUUGGAUUUUUAUCAUUUUGUCCUUGUGUAACUCUAUAAUUUUGUUUUAAAUCUUCUUUGGGGCAUUUUAACGUUUGGUUCAAUAUAAAUACCUUCAAUGAAA
Molecule: messenger RNA, 1076 nt
Organism: Brassica napus (rape)
Lineage: Eukaryota; Viridiplantae; Streptophyta; Magnoliopsida; Brassicales; Brassicaceae
Product: soluble inorganic pyrophosphatase 1
Exons: 8
Coding region: 246-884 (212 amino acids)
Biological process (GO): phosphate-containing compound metabolic process
Cellular component (GO): cytoplasm
Molecular function (GO): inorganic diphosphate phosphatase activity; magnesium ion binding
Source: RefSeq, a predicted model, not a curated record